Messenger RNA from Xyrauchen texanus (razorback sucker), 996 nucleotides. RefSeq lists its product as uncharacterized. The record is from RefSeq and is a predicted model, not a curated record. The transcript is spliced from 6 exons. Bases 12 to 854 code for a protein of 280 amino acids. Lineage: Eukaryota; Metazoa; Chordata; Actinopteri; Cypriniformes; Catostomidae.
UCGCAGUGGACAUGGGUCAGGAGUCUCUGGACAACACAGGACAGGAAACCUUUACAGACAUAAGCUGGAAUGUGAGGAGGGAGUCAGACCCCUUCAAUGUAAUCAAUAGCUCAGCGCACCAGUCAACACCACCACCACCUCAACACUCAGUGCACCAGUCAACACCACCACCACAGAGUCCAGUGUUUGACAUUAAUAUGGGCUUCCCCUAUUCACAUGCCAGCAGUGGUGGAGAGCCUGGAGGUCACCUCCUCUUCAAGCCAACCUUCAGAGUUGGCCAUGAAACAGGGCCAAUUCCUUGCACACCGGCUCAGCUACAUGGCCUAUUGCUUUUGGAAAACCUAAAGCAGCAGGUUGCCCAACUUGCCACCACCGUGAACCUGCUCAUGGCCAAGGUCAAUAACGGCCUCCAACCAGCAGCCUUUGAGUGGUCCGGGGAAUUUCAAUUCCCUCUGGAAUCAGAUGCAGAGCUGGACCGCUUUGAGGCCUGGCUGGCGGACCCUGCCAACGAUAGGCAGAAACAUGCCCUUGUGAAUACCCUGUCUGCUGUCGGGGGUGUGGAUUUGAAGAGGGUGACAUGGAACAUUCUGUCAUACCUGUUUUCCUGCCCCCUUUCUCGAACAAUUAAUUGGAAGGGUGUGAACAAGAAGAGGGCCUUCCACAGGAUGGCAUCACGUACCCUCCUCAGCCGUGCACUGACAGUCAGUGCAACAGAAGCAGAAAUAUGGAGGCAUUCAAUUAGGUGGUUUGCCCUUUCGGCGGACAGGAGCGGAGGGCGCCAGGAGAGACUGGCGCGUCAGCAGCAGGAGCAACAGCAACAGCUGCCACAGCACCCACAUAUUGAUUUUGUUUAAGUGCAUAUUUUUUUUUUGUUUUUUUUUUUUGUUAAUAGCCUGUGCGUUUUUUUUAUCCAUUAAUUCUGUGUUUGUUGUUGACUGUGUUCUUUGUUAAUUGUAGACUUUGUUCAUUACUUUGUUGUUCAUUUUUUAUAAUUAA